This is a messenger RNA of Helicoverpa armigera (cotton bollworm), 2307 nucleotides long. RefSeq names its product ecto-NOX disulfide-thiol exchanger 2. The record is from RefSeq and is a predicted model, not a curated record. Gene Ontology annotation, molecular function: oxidoreductase activity; RNA binding. Bases 230 to 2245 code for a protein of 671 amino acids. Gene Ontology annotation, biological process: ultradian rhythm. NCBI's taxonomy places the organism in Eukaryota, Metazoa, Arthropoda, Insecta, Lepidoptera, Noctuidae. Gene Ontology annotation, cellular component: external side of plasma membrane; plasma membrane. The transcript is spliced from 9 exons.
UUCACAAAUUGCAUUGCGUUGCACACAUUGUGAUCUUUGUAAUUUUGAUUAUUUAUUUAGCCGUGGUAUUGUGGAUUACAGUAGUGGAUUCAUAGAUUGAAAUUCAGUGAAGUGAUUGCUAUUAAAAUUAAGCGAGAAGAGAUUCAUUCUGAUAGCGUCGACGUAGCUGAAGGCCAAACGUCCUUGUUCGAGGUUAACGAUAAGUUUUCAUAUUGAAACAUUCUAGACAAUGAAUUCGUGGGGAAACGAGCAGUUUGGCAUGCAAAACAUGAUGCAUCCUAUGCCUAAUAUGAUGCCGAACAUGAUGCAACCUGGACCAAUGGUACCUCCGCUCAUCCCUCCGUUUAAUAUGAUGGGCGAAAUGAAUCAGAUGCAAAUGGCGCCUAUGCCUGUUGUGAAUCCGCCGCAGAAUAAUGGCGCGUUCAUAGGCCCUGUGAUACCUCAAACGGAAGCUGUUCCAGCGUCGGAAGCUGUGGAGGAAUCCAAUGAACAGAGCGAAAUGCAAGAUAAGCGUCAUAGUAGAGAUAGAAACGAAAGACGCGAUAGGGAUCGCAGGGAUGACAGGGGACGUCGUCGCUCCAGGUCUCGCACCCGUGACCAGAAGGACAGAGGAGGCAGGAGCCGCAAUGAGCACAGAGAGAGACAGUCCAAGUGGGACAAUAAUGAUAGACUUACUCAGCAGCAGAACCUGCAAGCACAUAAUAAUAUGAUAAUGCAAGGAAAUCAAAUGAUGCAGUACAACAACAUGAUGCAGAACAUGCAAAACAUGCAGAAUCCCAUGAUGAACCAACCCAUGGACAUGCCAGGAAUGGCCCCCAUGAACUACCAGGCUAACAUGAUACAACAAAUGAUCAUGAUGAGUCCAACUGUGCAGAUGACCACCCAGUCUCUUUACUUCUCCAACGGAGUCGUACUCCCCAUGCUCCCGGGUACCACAGUCCCACCACGAAGGGACCCACUUCCCGGGUGUCGUACCAUCUUCAUCGGCGGUCUACCCCCUGGUAUAGCCAAAGAAACCGUUCGUGAAAUAUUUGAAAAGUUCGGUCCGGUCGACGAUGUGAAGUUGCAUAAGCAAGGAGUUUGUCAUGUGCGGUUCCAGAAGCCAGAAAGUGUGGAGCACGCUUUCUUUAUAUCGGGUUGUCGUAUCAAGUUUUAUAAUCAGCAGGAUAGUGAGGCUGCCACUAUUUUCAUUGAUUAUGCUUUGAAUCGCGAGGAUCAGAAUGAACACGAGAAGAACAAACGCAAGAGGUCCCCCACUCCACCGCGUGUUGAACAGUUCAGUGCAAACACUCUUGUGGCUAUCGGGGAGAAGAUCAAGAGUGACAAUGAGUUCGCUGAGGCUGCACCAACCUUAGCAGCCUGGCUUGAACGUGGAGAAUGCAACAAGAAGAACGCGAACACCUUCUACACGCUAAUCCAAGCCGCCAACAACCAGCUCCGAAGACUCUUCAACGAAAAGAUGCAAAUAGAUGACGAGUACCAGACUCUUAAGAACAGUAUGAAAGACAAGUUCGGACAUAUUGUUACGCAGUUCGAGCAGGUAGCGAAAAUUCUGACGGCAGCUAAGAUACAGCGGGUUUCCGACCAUUUCUCCAAACAGCAGCGCCGGAACAUUGAGAUGUGGCUCAAAAUGACUGAGGAAUUGGACAACAUCCGAGAGGAAUAUAAUUCUCUAUUUGAUGAAGAUGAAAAUGAAAAAGUGGGAUCGAAGAAUACGGUCCCCUUGGAGAAAUAUGAGCAGCUGAGAGUGGAAAAUGAAAACCUAUCCUAUGAGUUGGAAGGAUACAAGAAUGAAGCUCAUUUGGCAAAGGACGAAGCUGAGAGGAAAUUCGAGAAAUUUAAGGCUCACUUCAUCGCUCAACAAGCUUUGCAGCAAAAUAAACAGGUAUACCCACCACUACCGCCGCCACCGAUGCCAAACCUGACCCUGGAAACUCCCGUGAAGCCACAGCCCCCACCCCCACUACCUGACGACCAAAUCACAUCUUCAGAAGCAGUCAUUUCUUCUUCCGAAGCCAAGCUCAUCAGCUUACUGUCAGCAUUCCUCAUGGUUCAUCCGCGUGGGGCGACAUUAGACUAUCUUGCGUCGUACGUGAAGUCUUUGACCCCUGGGGUCACUCAGUCCACUGUUCUAGAAGUUCUGAAGAAGUAUAAUGAUGUCUUUCAACGUAAGACUACUGGAGUCGGCGCCUGUAUUGAACAUAAGUGGUGUUUUUCCAUUUUUGAUAACAUGAAAAUAGAUUAAUUGUGUGUAAUGAGUAAUGUCAAGGGUUUAGUGUGUAAUAAAUGAUUUUGGUGGAUUAUGUA